Nerophis lumbriciformis (worm pipefish) is the source of this 5149-nucleotide messenger RNA. RefSeq names its product protein sprouty homolog 3. The record is from RefSeq and is a predicted model, not a curated record. Lineage: Eukaryota; Metazoa; Chordata; Actinopteri; Syngnathiformes; Syngnathidae. Gene Ontology annotation, cellular component: membrane; cytosol. Gene Ontology annotation, biological process: animal organ development; multicellular organism development; negative regulation of fibroblast growth factor receptor signaling pathway.
CUGAUAGAGAGCAUCUAUGUAGCCUUUCUUUGCACACAUCAACCCUAAUAAGCCAUCACAAACUAUGACAAGGACUUCUUUAACAUAUUGCAUCCGGUUUAAAUGCACAUUGCAGAAGAUUUAGAAAAAUUGAGGGCAUUUGCAUAAACGGACGGUCUGCACAGUUCCACUGACAUGGAUCUGCCACGCAUCAGAGGUUCAUCUGAUGUACCGUGAGAAUCGGCGUUGGCCUGCAGCCUCACUGCCGCCCAGCGAGGCCCAGCGACAUGGACCCUGCUCAUUCCUUUAGGAUGGAGCUGGAUGGGCUGGACCCCCAGCAGGUGCCGGUGCUGUCGCUUGAUCAAAUCCGUGCUAUCCGGGCCCACAAUGACUACGUGGAUAGGCCCGUGGCGCUGGAACUUGCUUCCCAAUCUGGAUUUUUCUACGCCCACGAUGAGCGUCACCCGCACGGAAUAUAUUCCCAGCAUCCUCAGCAGCCCCGCCACUCGGUCAUGCCCCGCAGCCAAAGUCAGCAGCAGCAUGCUCACAUGUCCCACUUAAGCCGUUCCAGUACUAUAAGCUCCUCCAUGUCUCGGACCAGCGCCGGCUCAGACCAGAGGCUGCUGGCAGGGUUGACGCAGUCGCACUCCGGCUUGGCCUCGGUGGUUCGCUCUCAACCGAAAAGAGAACUCAAGUCCGACACUUCUCUGAGCAAAAUCCUGGCAGAGGAUGAGCUGGGCAGGCACCAGUUUAUCUGCGAGCGGUGUGCUCGUUGUAAGUGCAAAGAGUGCUGCGCCCCACGCCGCCUACCCUCCUGCUGGGCCUGCGGAAAACGCUGCCUUUGCUCAGCCGAGAGCGCCGUGGAGUAUGGCACCUGCCUAUGCUGCGUCAAAGGCCUCUUCUACCACUGCUCGGCCCAGGACGACGAAGACAAUUGCGCCGACCGUCCGUGCUCCUGUGCCCCGGCCCAUGCCUACGCCCGCUGGGGCGCCAUGGGGCUUCUGGCGCUGUGCCUGCCCUGCCUCUGCUGCUACCCCCCUGCCAGGCUGUGCCUUGCCCUGUGCCGAUGUGCCCAUGACAGGGCUACACGUCCCGGCUGCAGGUGCAGCAACACCAACACUGUGUGCCGCAAAAUCUCCGCCGUCUCCAAUCCCAACUCGGGUCAUCCCUCCAUCAGCAGCGGCAAGGCUGUGGAGAAGUCACUAUGACAGGCUUGGAAUCCCCGUAGAAAAAAGAAGCCGACUAACUCGUGCUUACCGAUCUUGUAUGACUCCAGCUCAGGAGGGACCAAAGCUUUUACUGUGCCUGUUCGCCUUGGAAACUACAAGCUCAACCUGAAGAAGAAGCUGACCGAACUCUCCUUCCAUCUUCUGCCUAAUCCGGAUGUCUAAUAUGUAUGUAUUUAUUACCAACCCUGCGACCGACCCUUUGCAAUCAAUAAACAGACGGUGGACUGAAUCGCAGCAGACUUAAGAGGAUGUAGAAGCUUUCCGCUAAGGGAUACCGGCGAAGAAACUGUGGACAUUCGCAGCACAUCUGACACCAAAAAGGGACCACACACUGUCAAAUGAAUCUCAAUGCCAUAAGCUCAUUUGUAAAGGAAAAAGCACUAAGAGGUAGAUAGACGGUACUGUGCAGAAGUUGUAGGCCACCAAGGGAAAUCAUGGACUUCCUGAUUCAUUGGGUAUGACAAUCGGACGGGUGUGCCAUUAAGAUUCUGCGGGGGGGUUGACGACUCCAGGGACGUCAAGUUGCACCUUUCUUCCUUGGCACAUGCAGCACACCCUCUGCAAAGUUUCAUUGAAAUAAUUUGUGUUUUUCCCUCCGGUAGUGGUGGUCCAAGACCUUUUGCGCAGUACCGUCGCACUGUUUUCUGCUGAACGGCGGAUUAUCCAACCGCAGAUUGGAGCGCGUCCAUCCACGGAGUGUGUGUUUGUGUGUGUGCGUGCGUGUGUUAGUCGGCACAAAGACGAAGGAGCCUCCUGUGGUCUUAUUUUUAGUCUUGCUGCUACAUCUUAGCGCUAGCCUGAUCAGGUUUCCACUUGGAAAUCACGCCAACCGCCCUCAUAAGACCGCCGCCCAGUCCCCCGUAACUCCCACAUCUUUACUCAAUCCAUUCGUAGGGUUUAUCCUAUAAUAAUUUAGAACCCCCAAACGAAAACAUGCCAAGGUGCAUUAUUCCGCCCAUCCCUCCUGACUCUUGCGCCAGGAGGGCUAAAAGCCUCUGUUUCCCGGGUCCAUCGAGAGUUGAUUAAACCCGCAAUUAGCCUCAUGAUCGCUCUUAAUGGGCCGGACGAGAACGGGCUGGAGGAGGAAGGAGUUGCGGUGUUUUGGGCGCACGGAGAGAGGAAGAAGAAGGGAUGAUGGAAGAAAGGGACCAGGCUCGGAUUUCUUAGCCGGAUAUGAGGGCAUCAGAUGAGUGCAUGUACAGUGUGUGUGCGGGUGCAUGUUUUUAAGUGAAUGUGUGUGUUUUCGGAUGCAUGAAAAACACCCGGCGAAACUGAUAUGUUAAAUGUUCCUUUGCUAUAUUUUUAUAUGUAAAUAGGAGCUAACUGCGGCGAUAAAACUAUUUUUUAUUAUGCUUCAUUACACGACAACAGUGUUAGAACGUGCACUUAUUUCAGUCCUCACGUGAUCAAUGCAGGGACUUUUAGGCAACGUUGAAGUCCGUAGAACAGCUGGCGAUACACCCGGCAACCGCUGAGCAGUUUUGACGUUAGAAGUGGGAAAAUCAAGUUUGCGGGAUGACUAAAUGUUGCUCCAAAUGUCUCCGACUUUGAUUGACAUUCAUUUUUGGAUCCACCAUUGAUUCUUUAGCGUUACCGAACACCAUCCAUGGAAAACAUCAACGAAAUAUAUGCAGUUCCAUUGUGAUGCAUUGAGUCCGAAACUGUACGAAGACGUAUUAUGCUAAGAUCCACCUUUGAAUCAUCUACAAAAAUGGCCGACAAGCUGUGACAAAAUGUAAAAAAAAACAUUGGAUAUUUAGGAAUAAUUUUUACGUGUGUCUGGGGGUAUUGUUUCAGUGACACAUUCAACAUUAAAAAUGCGAGAGAAUAUUAGGGCCAUUGUAAAAAGCAAUGAUUCUCAAACUGUCAAACUGUGAUAAGCAGGCUCCAUUGAGUGGUACGCCAAAUAAUCAUUUGAUUAAAGUACAGUAUUUUAUCGUCUUAAGUUCAAACAGUGUUACUGUUCAAACUGUGUGUAAUGUUACUGGGGCCAAAUAUAUUAAAAAUAUUUGUUAAAUAAAACAGCUGCCUUGUUUUUAAUGAAUACUAAGGCCUACUACGCUACUGUAUUUUAAUGUUGGUCAUUAUGGUGGUACUUGGAGAUCCAAGGGUUUUUUUUCUUGGGGAAAAAAGUUUGAGAACCAUUGGUGUAAAUAAAGUAUCAAUUGUUACAAGAAAAAAAAAGUGCUCUCAAGACAAGAAAGUCCCGAGAAAAAGUUGUAAUAUUAUGAACAAAUUCAAUGUGAAUCAAGAUGUAGGAUUUUUUUUUUUUUAAAAGUCGUAAUGUUACAAGAAUAAUGGUGUAAAGUGUGUGUAUAUUACAUUCAAAACGUCACACAGUAACAAGAUUAAAGUCGAAAUGUUACUCGAAGUUAUAAUAUUAUGAAAAUACAUUUGCGAGAAUUAAAUCAUCGUGUUACGGGAAUAAAAUUGUAACGUUACGAAAAUAAAGUUUGAGGAAAAAAGACCUAAAUGUUUAAACUAUUCCUUGAAACUUCAAUUCUUUCUCGUUGUAAUGCAAGUACGUUGAUUGUCAUAAUAGUACGAUUUUAUUCUUAUAAAAUUGUUUGUAAUAUUUAAACUUGAAUAUAUUUUGACUCCUUGUCGAUUUAACAUUUUUUUUUACCUUGUAAUAAAAUUAAAGUACCAAUGAUUGUCACACACACACUAAGUGUGGUGAAAUUUGUCCUCUGCAUUUGACCCAUCCCCUUGUUCACCCCCUGGGAGGUGAGGGGAGCAGUGGGCAGCAGCGGUGCCGCGCCUGGGAAUCAUUUUUGGUGAUUUAACCCCCAAUUCCAACCCUUGAUGCUGAGUACCAAGCAGGGAGGUAAUGGGUCCCAUUUUUAUAGUCUUUGGUAUGACUCGGCCGGGGUUUGAACUCACAACCUACCGAUCUCAGGGCGGACACUCUAACCACUAGGCCACUGAUUAGGUAAUGAUUUUUCUUGUGAUAUUUUCACUCCAUUUUUACUAUCAUUUUCAUCAAUAUUUUCUAUUUUCAGCGCAGCCUUAACGUCUUUGUAAAAAAAACAAAAAAAACAAUGUAAGAUUCAUUGUUUUUCCGGUAAUUUCACUAACUUUGUGACGCAAAUCCUACUAAACACUACAAGAACACAUGAUCCUGAAAUGACUAAUCUUUUUUUCAAUUCGUGUUAAGCAAACAUCGAAGCAGAAAUCCCUCACAGCUGAUGCAUCAAUUGUAAAUAGGUGCAUCAAGUCGGCCAUUUUUAACCAUCAUGCCUAAAAAGAUCUCGGUGCUUGUUCUUCUUUUGGUUUCCAUUAACACAUAAAGUAUUUGUCCAAAAUGAUGUGGAUUCAGGUACUUUUUUUUUAAAUUUUUCACGCUGCUAGAGAAAAUGUAGCAUGCUUGUGAACAUUUGACUGAAAGACGCGUGAGGUUUUUAAUACUUUUUUUAGUUGCGAACUUUUCAGGCUGCGGCUAACUGUAAUUAUUCCAUCAUUUGUACGAGACUUCCUUCCUUCCGGUGACAAAAAACAAACAAAAAAACAACGUUAACAGGCUGCCGCCAUAACCACUAAACUUGUCCUCUUGUGUCUUUGCAACCAAGCAUCGCUUUUGGUACAAAAAAAAAGAAAAAAAGGCGCCUCUUGUAUGUUGUAAAGGAAAUUAAAGGAGAGUAUAUGGAACAAAUAUUAUAUAGAAGUCUAUCUAAAAGUGAAUAUAUUAUUAUACAUGAACAAUACGCACAUUUUCUUUUCUGUUUAGUUGCCGAUGUCGUGUCUUUUUGUUUGGAUAUUUAUUUACAGGUCAAUCACCAUAGAUGGCGCUGAAGAGGACGAGAUUAAUAAUGAGAUUAAGAGCGUGGUUUGGAUUUUUAUUUUUUUCAACUUUUGUUGUUGUGGUUUUUCUUGCUGUUGGUGUGGCCGCUGCCGCCCUCCAGGCUGAAGAUGAUCCAAUAAAAGGAGCUUUCAGAAACAGA